Symbiodinium pilosum is the source of this 192-nucleotide messenger RNA. The record is from the annotation of a GenBank genome assembly. NCBI's taxonomy places the organism in Eukaryota, Dinophyceae, Suessiales, Symbiodiniaceae.
AUGACCAUCGAAGACUUUGAGAACGCUGCCUCCAUCGUGCCGUUCAAUAUUGCCGAGACUUGGAUGGCCAACGCUUCGCGCCAACAAGGAAUCAGCAUUCAGAUCAACUACAUGCAAAAGGCCAUCAUCUUCGGUGCCCCCACAAAAGUGGACAUGCCGGAGCCUUUCUUUUUCUUGGUGCGGACAUUGUAA